AUGGCUUUAUCAUUGACCCCCAAUGAUCCUAACAUCGAUUACACCAAUUCCGUGAUAUUUCUGAACCAAGUGUCCAAUUUCACCACGCUGUGUUCCAAUAUCUCAUCCAAAUUGGUGGAUUCUGUUUUUGCGAUAGCAGGAUCCGAUCCAAUUCUACAGUUUGGCUUUAACAUAUUCCUGCAAGUGUACGCUUACGUAACGACCUACGUCAAUCAAAUAGCGACUUUCGUUUCCGAGUUGAGCCUUGUUCCAAUUCCACCAUCGGUAUCGAGUUUGUACCGAAUGAUAGUCAACAAUCCGCUUUUCUUCAGUACCCUCAAGGCAGCUAUUCCGGAUUGCAAAGGUAUGAAUUCGGUCACGGCCAUGACGGCGAGCAAUUUGUGCAGGACCACCGUCGAGGGACUCAUUUCGACCUACUACGGGCUGCUGUCUACGUGUUUGAGCACCAUACUGAGUAUAUUUGGACUUCCAAAUCCGUUCCAGCUCACGACGGGUACGGCUGCACCUGUCCAAACAACUCCGGCCUAUUACGCGGGCUGGCCCACUUUGAGUCCCCGUUGA
Molecule: messenger RNA, 561 nt
Organism: Uranotaenia lowii
Lineage: Eukaryota; Metazoa; Arthropoda; Insecta; Diptera; Culicidae
Exons: 3
Coding region: 1-561 (186 amino acids)
Source: RefSeq, a predicted model, not a curated record